Acaromyces ingoldii is the source of this 1545-nucleotide messenger RNA. RefSeq lists its product as hypothetical. The record is from RefSeq and is a predicted model, not a curated record. Lineage: Eukaryota; Fungi; Basidiomycota; Exobasidiomycetes; Exobasidiales; Cryptobasidiaceae. Bases 358 to 1545 code for a protein of 395 amino acids. The transcript has 3 exons.
CCCUGCUUCAGUCAUCUGCCUGUUAAGACUCUUUCUGAGAUCCCGUGGUGAUGCACAUUGUCAUAGGCCAGAAAAAAGACUUUCGUCGCCGAGUUGCCGUGGUCCUCUGCGCUUGUGCUUGCCAAGACCUCGCUGCCCUGCCCUGUCUGAGGCAGCAGUCAAUUCCACGGCAUCCAAGACUGUCGCGCCAAGACGAUGGGUAACUAGUGGCUGACUGCGUGAUGAUCUGGCCACCGUAAUAAGCGGGAGGAGAGGUUGCUGCUCACCACUCCCUUCCCCUACCACUCCCUUCUCUUGCCUUCACUCCCCUUUCUUGCCCACACUCUCUUCCCAGAGACAACCCACACUCGUUUGAACAUGGCAGCGCAACGUCUGCUCCUUCUUUUCCCCAUUCUCGUCUUCUUCUCUGCACUUCUCGUUGCCUCCCUGCCCUCGCCCAACAAGAGAGAUGCAUUCGUGGACCUUCGAGGCACUGACGGCGAUACGCAUCUGACCUCCAUCGGAACAAGGCCGGGCGGUGCAUUUGCAACCAACUACCGUCUGAGCAAGGGAAACCUAUUUGUGUGGCAGAGCAAGACGCCCCACAACGAAGCAGAUGCAGAGGCCGUCUUUAUCAUCUUGCACGGCGUCGACCGCAACGCCAACACCUACUUUACAACGCUCAACAGCGCCUACCUCGAUGCCAGGGACAAGGGCUAUCGGUACGCGCCCGAGAACACGUUGCGCAUCUCUCCCCUCUUUUUCUCGACCGAGCACGACGCACCGGCACUCAACGCCUCGACGCUCGCGUGGAACGACAACAACGGUUGGGCUGGUGGCGAUGGAUCCACCCAUCCAAGCGGAAGCGGUAUGAGCUCCUUUACCGUCUUUGACGAGCUCGUCACCAAAUUUUCGGAUGCUUCGAAAUACCCCAAGGUCAAGUCCAUCACGCUCGCUGCGCACGGAGGUGGGGCCCAGGUGAUCCAGCGCUACGCCGUUCUCGGUCGCAGCGCUCGGUCUGGUGUCUCGCUCCGCUACGUCGUGGGCGAUCCGUCGACAAUGCUCUACUUUACCCGCGACCGUCCCGUCGCCGUUGACACGUCGUCGUGCCCUCGCUUCAACGACUUCCGCUACGGAUUCAGCAACUACUACGAGCCCUACGGCCUUGCCGACUCGCAGGCGGGCCUGUUCAAGCGGUACGCAGGCCGCGAUAUGCGCUACAUCAUCGGCCUCGACGACGAAUCGACGACAAACGGCGAUCAGACGUGCGCUGGCCGUGGCGCUGGAGGAGCUGUGCGGAGGGACCGAAGCUUGGCCUACUGGAAGUACAUCCACCUCCUGGCAGGGUAUGCAGCCUCGUCGUAUGACUCCUUCCCAGGGACCUUUCCGGCGCUCGACAGCCGCCAAAAGGCAGAUUCGAGCAUUCCGACGACGUCGAACAAGGCGACGCUCAGCGCCUACAAGAACACAAAGAUCGGACACAAGCUCUAUCAAGUCAGCGGCGCAGGUCACUCGGCGACCGAGGUCUUUGAGAGCACAGAGGGCCUCGCGGCGCUCUUUACCUGA